AUGCUCGUGCCUUUGGAAAAUAUUCCUGAUUGCCAUACGCAGCUUCUUAUUAUGAGUUUAGGUAUUUACAAAUUUACAAAUCCUUUUAGAAUAUUAAUAUGUUUAGAGAAUGGUAAACUUUAUUCUGAAUCAAAAAUGUUUAAGGAUGUCGCACGUUAUUAUCAUGAGGCAAAGAAUUAUGAUAAUGCAGUUUUUACUUAUAAAGAUGGUUGUCUUUAUGAUAUG
This is a messenger RNA of Funneliformis mosseae, 225 nucleotides long. The record is from the annotation of a GenBank genome assembly. NCBI's taxonomy places the organism in Eukaryota, Fungi, Glomeromycota, Glomeromycetes, Glomerales, Glomeraceae.